Aphanomyces astaci is the source of this 1965-nucleotide messenger RNA. RefSeq lists its product as hypothetical. Lineage: Eukaryota; Oomycota; Saprolegniomycetes; Saprolegniales; Verrucalvaceae. Bases 108 to 1937 code for a protein of 609 amino acids. The record is from RefSeq and is a predicted model, not a curated record. Gene Ontology annotation, molecular function: protein binding. The transcript has a single exon.
UCCCGCGUCAAUGGCUCAGAACUGGCCUCUCCGGAGCUGUCGUUUGAGUCGAAAGUUGCUCCAACAACCUGAGCAACUUUUCAAUCGCCGCCCUAUCAACUUGAUAUAUGGCGCCUCGGUUUGAGUCCUCGUAUUCCUGUGUGGCGACCAGCUUACUUCUGUCACCUGACCUCAUGCACGUUGUGGUCGCGUAUCAACACGGCAUCCAAGAUGACGUGCGUCCAUUCCUUGAAUUCGCCAUCGUCUCAUCACCCGAUGCCAUUGACAGCGCCUACGUGUCCAUCGUGAACCAGUGCCAUGCGAUGCUGAUGCCGUGGCUGGCUACGUUUGGACCAUCCCGACUCGGCAAAUUGUUCGAGUGCAUCCCAGCCAUGCACCACCUCGUGGCAUGCGUUGCCAUUUGCUCGGUCGACCACCCGCUGCUCGUGCAUUGUCUGCGCCAGCAGCCCCAGUCAAGUGCAAACUUGCUCGGCAUGGCAGCGUACGCGAACAACACUCGAGCAUGUGAGUACCUGAUCGCCCACAACCACACACGUGGCGCGCUUGACGCCAUGGAUUGGGCAGCCAUCAAUGGCAAUCUCGACAUGAUCGUGCAGCUACGCCACGCCCCCCGAAACCAUAGCGGCGCCAUCCAGCAAUGUCUGGACAAGGGGCUGCAAGGCGCGGCACUCAACGGUCAUCGUCCCAUCGUUCAAUACCUCCUUGACAACGGCCUGGCUCCAAUAACGUCGUUGCAUCACCCCAAGCUUUUCAACGUAUGCGCGUCGAGAGGACAUUUGGCGAUGAUACAAUACAUGUUUGCGCUGGGAUGCUCCUUCACGACUGACGCCAUGGACGCCGCCGCCACCAACGGCCAUCUGGAUGUCGUUCAAUGGAUGCAUGCUUCCAAGCGACGGGACCAAGGCUGCACAUACGUGGCAUUGGCUGGCGCGUGUCGCAAUGGACAUUUGGAAAUUGUGACAUUCUUACACCGCCAUCGCGCCCACGACUGUUGUCAGCGACCGUACAUAGCCCAGUCAGCGUUGGAGAUUGCCGCCGCCAAUGGCCAUCUGGACAUAGUCAUGUAUCUGCAUGUCCAUCGGUUCUCAGACGGCGCAUUGUACGCGAUGGACGCCGCGGCAGAACAUGGCCAUUUGCAUGUGCUCCAGUGGCUCCACCUUCAUCGAUCUGAGGGGUUCACAAGUCGCGCCGUGGACUUGGCGGCCAAACACAACCACCUCGACGUGGUGCGCUGGCUCGUAUCUAUUUCAGCUUGCCAAAAACACAGCACUUUUCUCGGUCAAUUGAUGGCGCGACUGGGUGUAUUCCAACGUCAGUAUUAUUGUACGACCCGCGCCAUGGACGACGCCGCAGCCAAUGGCCAUUUGGAAAUGGUCCAAUGGCUCCAUGAACACACUGGCGCUGGGUGUACGGUGGCGGCAGUGGACCAAGCGGCCCGCGGAAACCACCUGGAGGUCGUGCAAUGGUUACUGUUUAACCGUCGAGAAGGGGGGUCAACUGACGCGAUGGAUUUUGCGGCUGCAAAUGGCCAUCUGGAAAUGCUGCAAUGGUUGCAUCAAAGCAAGGAUGCGCCAGGAUGUACCACCGAAGCGAUGGACAAUGCAUGUCGAGGGGGGUUUCUGGGCGUAGUCCAGUGGCUACAUGCAAAUCGAAGCGAGGGGUGCUCUAGGAAUGCGCUCAUGUACGCAGCAAGUCUUGGCCAUUUAGACGUGGUCGAGUGGCUCUUGGUGCACCGACGGGGGGCUGGAUGUGAUGGCUGUACCAGACGAGUGGCAAAGUCGUGCGGGAUCAACAUCAACGACACUUUGCAGUCCACGCCAAGUUUCUGCAGCAGCGAGCACACGAAUGAGGUCGAUGAACCCAAGCAAGAUGAUGACGGGGGAGUUGGGGCCGUAAUCGCGCUAGUUGUAGCAGUGAUAAAGCUAUGCUUAAAAUGAAAUAAUCCCAGUGGAUUAUUUAUGGUAC